Harpegnathos saltator (Jerdon's jumping ant) is the source of this 2709-nucleotide messenger RNA. RefSeq lists its product as uncharacterized. The record is from RefSeq and is a predicted model, not a curated record. Gene Ontology annotation, molecular function: zinc ion binding; catalytic activity; nucleic acid binding. The transcript is spliced from 2 exons. NCBI's taxonomy places the organism in Eukaryota, Metazoa, Arthropoda, Insecta, Hymenoptera, Formicidae. Bases 1 to 2709 code for a protein of 902 amino acids.
AUGGAAGAAAAAAGGGAGGAAUUCCUGCUGAAGGGCAUGGAAAACCCUCUCGAAGAGUUCCAGGACUGCACUUCCAACCGGAAGUACAAGGCAGAACUUAAGAAACUUACGGAACACCUACAGAAGGCCCCCUUCCGGGACAUUACGGCGACGAUUCUGGAAGCAUCAACAAAGGUACUUGGAUUCUCGCAGAAGUCAAAGAGCUUGAAGGGCACCCACGUCAAGGUCCUCAGAGACGCCGCAGCUGCCAUAACAGCGGGAGCAAACGUAAUGGCCAUGCAAAUGGCACAGGACAAGUGCGGGAACAAUCUGGACCUUAUUGAGGAACUGCGGACGGAAAACGCUAACUUAAAAACGUCGCUGAAGGAGGUGAGGAAGGAGCUGGAGGAAGUAAAGGAGAUGCUCCGUGGUAUAAGGGAGGCGCUGCUUCAUGUAGCGGUAUCCUCCCCGCCCUCGAAGCACUUCGGAAACGCGAGCCAAGGUGUAAAAGAAGCACCACAGCGUGUACCGAGUGCUCCCUCGCCCCUGAUCCGCGUAGAGAGAGAAAGGGCAAUAACUCCACCUAUGGUGGACAUGAUGGAGGAGGAGGAGGCACCGAUAGGAGUUAUAGAGGUGCAGAAGGGAUUGAUCCCAGGGGAUAGGAGACGCCCGGUGAGGGAGAAUAACGAAGCCAGGAUCGCGAAAACAGGCCCCAAGAUCAGGGAGAACAUCCUCCUUGACACAAAAGUUAGGGUAGAAAGGAGGGAGGAACCAGAGAAGAACGCAAGGAAAGGACUGGAGGGAGACAUAACAAGGAUGGUGUUUAAAGCAUUAAAUGACUGGACAGCACAAGGAGAGGAGACUCCCAAAAAAGGGGCCGGGAAAGAUAACAAGGUAAAGGGAGUGGGGAGCCGGGGUGUGGUACAACGGGGGGGAAACAAAUAUGAUCAGGAGUACCCUCAAUUACCACUCACGCAAUCGCAAAGAAAGCAACAACAGGUACAGGAAACUCCUACACCACAAAAAGAGACGUGGACAAAAGUAGUGGGUAGGAGGGAAAGGAAGAAGGAGAAAGAAACACAGAAAAGGCAGGAGAUAAAAAGGGUGGUGAACAUCGAAAGAAAGGAGGGAAAGAAGAACAGGAGGAGAGUCCCCAACACGGCGGCGGUAACCAUUACCGCCGAACGGGGACAAUACAAGGAUCUAUUGGCGGAGGCCAAAAGAAAGAUCGAUCUCACCGGGAUUGGAAUAGAAAAAAUAAAGACCAGAGUGGGGGCCACAGGAGCGUUGGUAAUAGAAAUACCUGGGGAACAAAGGGGCAAGCAGGCGGAUCAACUCGCUGACAAACUCAAGGAGGUACUUACCGACAGAGCAAAAAUAAGUAGACCGCAAAAAAUGGGAGAGCUGCGAAUAAAGGGCAUGGAGAUAUCCACCACGGAGAGUGAAGUGGCAGAGGCAGUAGCCAAAGUAGGAGGUUGUCGAGUAGGAGAUGUGAAGACGGGAAAAAUGAGAAUGGCCUGGAACAGCUACCGGACGUUGUGGGUACAAUGCCCCCUCGUGGCAGCGAAGAAGGUUGCUGAGGAGGGCAACAUUACAAUAGGAUGGGCGUUAACUAAAGUGGAGCUAUUGCAGGCUAGAGCACUGCAGUGCUUCAGAUGUUUAGAGAAAGGGCAUGUACAAGUCAAUUGCAAAAGUAGCUAUGACAGGCGUGCAAACUGUUACAGAUGCGGAGAAAUUGGACACCUGGCUCGGGACUGUAACUCCAGAGCCAGGUGCCAAAUUUGUGCAGAGGCGGGAGUCAAGUCGGACCAUAGAAUGGGGGGGCCAUCCUGCCGUCCCCCUAAGAGAAAGAAGAGAAUCCCUGGGGAUGCGGUGGAAGGGGGGAACCUGCACCGCGCCCGUCAAGCGCUCCCUUUGUUCGAGCACACGAUGACGGAGCGCGGUGCAGGUUUAGGUAUAGCGGCAGAGCCCCAUCACGUCCCCAGGAACCAUAGAUGGUUCGGGGACGAGUUGGGCUCUGUCGCUAUAGUCUGGAAGGCGAGCAACAGCUCACCCCCUGCCAAGUACUUGGAUCGCGGCAGGGGGUUCGUUGUGGCCAGGUGGGGAGUCGUCACCGUGGUCGGGGUAUACCUCCCCCCAGAAAAGAGCCUGGGCUUGGCUGACUACAAGUCCAGGCUCCAAGAAAUGGGAGAUGUCAUCAAGAGACAUCUCCCGGGUCCUGUCAUCGUCGCCGGCGAUUUCAACGCCAAGUCGGAGCUAUGGGGCUCCCGGCGCGAUGACAGGAGGGGGGAGGUAACAGCGGAUUGGGCCGUGGGCCUAGGUCUGCACAUUAUGAAUGAUGGCAUAAAAUCCACGUUCGUGGGGUCGAGGGGGGAGUCUAUUAUCGACCUGUCUUGGGCAACCCCUUCGGCCCUGCGAAGGGUGCGGACCUGGAGGGUGGCGGAGGAGCUAGAAUCACUGUCUGACCAUCUCUUAAUAGAGAUGGAGCUCUCCGUCACCCCCGAUGGCCUACGGCCCCGCAACACGGACGGACCCCGGCCCGGUAGAUGGGCUCUAGCCCAGUUAAACAGGGAGGACCUGGAAAUCUCCCUGAUGGGCUCCACCUGGCCGCAGUGGAAGGACGGGCAGGACCUUGACUCUGAGGUCAUGGAGGUUAUGCAGGUUCUCGCACUCGCGUGCGAUGCCUCCAUGCCCAGAGUCAGGGUCUGCCCAAAACGAUGCGCCUGGUAG